Messenger RNA from Dinoponera quadriceps, 570 nucleotides. RefSeq names its product pheromone-binding protein Gp-9-like. The coding region runs from base 70 to 540 and encodes 156 amino acids. NCBI's taxonomy places the organism in Eukaryota, Metazoa, Arthropoda, Insecta, Hymenoptera, Formicidae. The record is from RefSeq and is a predicted model, not a curated record. The transcript is spliced from 5 exons. Gene Ontology annotation, biological process: social behavior. Gene Ontology annotation, molecular function: odorant binding.
GUUCUCUCAAGAGACGCGGUUCUAUACACACGGUUCAGUUCAGCAGCGGAAGAAUAUAAUCUUAGCAAGAUGAAAGUGCUCGCGUUUUGCGCCUGUAGUUUAGCACUUGCUUCUUUCAGUUCAGCUGGAACUACAGGUGAAAGAUUGAAACAGGCGCUUUCUAAUGAGGAUAGUUUCGACACUUGUAUGAGCGAAAAUAAUAUGACUACACUGGACUUUUACACCAAGUCCGAGAUAAUAGAUAACGAGUAUGCAAAGCCCGGAAACGAAGAAAAGAGAAGACAAAAUGGUUGCACUUUGGAGUGCCUAUUGAGAGAGGAGGGUUUAAUGGUAGGAUCGGAAAUUAAGGAGCAUAAAGUUCACGCUGAAAUAAGUAGAAAGAUGGAUGGCAAUCCUAAAGAAGCAAAAGCACACAAGAUCGCACGUGAUUGCAUAAGAGAAGUAAGCGGUAUUACGCAGGAAUGCGAAAAAGGCUUUUCUCUAUUUGUCUGUAUCGUAAAAGCGACACAUAAAGCAACGAAGCAUGAUGAACAUGAAUAAAUUGAACCUUUAUAUAUAUAUAUAUAUAUA